AUGGCCAAGGCGAGCCCCGGCGAGGUGCGCGUCGAGGGCGUCGUGCGCGACGCGGCCGCGCGGCGGGGCUUCGCGUUCGAGCGACGCGAGGCCUUCACGCCCAAGGGCAAGGACGCGCCCGUGGAGAACUACGCGCUCGAGCCCGGCGACGGCCCGUCGAGCCGGCGGGGGUCGCGCGGUAGCCGCCCGUCCAUCUCCGAGGCGCGGGGCCUCGAGCCGUCGGAGGAGCCGGCGCUCGCGUUCGUCGACCGCGGCGGCGCGGCCGCGGCCGCGGCGCGGCUCUGCGACGCCGGCGAGGUCGUCGACGCCUUGGUCGUCGCCGGCGGCGCGGGCCAGGGCAAGACGGCGCUCCUCGAGGACGUCGCGAACCGCCUCCGCGAGGCCGGCGGGUUGGCCCUCUACGGGUCGUGCCGCGAGGACGACCGCCGCCGGCCCCUCUCCAGCGUUCGCGGCCUCGUCGCCGGCGCCGUGCGGUUCCUCCUCUACCGCGAGCGCACGCCGGAGUCCGCGACGCGGUCGCUCGUCCCGCCGCGGACCGAUUUCGACGCGGACCGCGAGCUCGCGACGACGUUCUCGAGCGUCGACAAGCUGCUGCCCCACGAGGGCGACGCGCCGCUCUGCUCGUCGCCGUUGAGCCCCGAGCAGCGGAACCGGCGGCGCCGGAGCUACGGCGACGAGCCGCCGGAUUUGGACCGGGACGCGCCGACCUUCGAGUCGCGCGCAUCGCUGGCGGAGGCGUCGCGCGACGGCGGAGCGAGUUCGCCGCCCGCGACGGCCGUGCCGCCCCUCGAGCGGGCGUCGUUCCGCUUCGACGACUCGCCGACCCGUUUGCCGUCGCCCCAGCGCCGCGCGCUCAUCGACGAGGCCGUCGAGCUCGUCGAGCGGACGCAGCGGCCGCGGCGGCGGGGCACCGUCGCGCGGCGCAUGCACGGCGAGGGCGCCGUGGGCAUCCUGGGCGCCGAGGAGGACAAGCGCGCGUCGCGCCGCGAGCGGCGGCGCAGCUGGAAGCUCGAGGAGCAGCCCUGGAUCGACGACGCGGCGCCGCUCGAGCCGCGCGUCGCGCCGCGGGGCGCCGCGGCCGCGCCGCCGGCCGCCGCGCCGACGCGGGCCCAGCUCCAGCUCGCCACGCUCGUCGAGCUCGGCCACGUGCGGGCGCGGGACGCCGCGCGGCUCUUCGACAUCUUGGAGGUCGACGAGGAGGGCGCGGACAACGACGGCGACCCGGCCGAGGCCGCGGCGGCGCGAAGGCGCGCGGCGGAGCUCGCGUUCCACGCGGCCGCGCGCGGCAAGGGCCACCUGGAGCCGCCGUCCCCGAAGACGCCGACGCGGAAGCACCGCUUCCCCGGCGCGCGCGCGCGCGCGCGGUCCGACCCGGGCUCGGGCCCCGACGACGACGACGGCGACGGCGGCGGCGACGACGGCGCGGCGAGCGCGGUCCUGGCCCUCUUCCGGCGCUGCGCGGCGCGCGCCGCGCGGGCGAGCGCGUUGCCCCUGACGCUCCUCGUCGACAACGGGCACAACCUCGACGGCGCGUCCUGCCGCCUCUUGGGCCGGCUCCGCGCGGAGACGGCCGGCGCCGCGCGCGUCGUCCUCGCGCACCGGCCCCUGGCGACGAAGCGCACGCGGGCCUUCGACGCGCUCCUGCGGGCGUUGAACGCCGACGGCGGCGGGCGCCUCGCGGCGUCGCCGCGGACCGGCCGGUCCAAGUCGACGCGGCCGUCGCCGAGCAAGCGGCCCAAGAGCGGGGUCACGAAGCUGCUCCGCGGGGGCCAGUACCGCGUCCACCCCGGCGGCGACGACGGCGAGGCGCCCAUCGCGACGGUCGAGGUCGCCCUGGGCCCGCUGUCCUUCGUCGAGAUGCGCCAGCUCGUCGGCGUCGCGGCGGAAGGGUGGCGCGCGUUCGUCGACGUCCAGUUCGCCCUCGUGGAGUUCCUGCUGGAGCGGAGCUCGGGGAACCCCUUCGUGGCCCUCGAGCUGCUCCACGAACUGCUGGAACGGCGCGUCGCGGCCGUCGACGGCGCGACGGGCGAGCUGCGGCUGUCGGGCGACGCGUCGGGCGCCGUCGGCGUGCCGGCGGCCGUCGCCGCGGCGGUGUCGGGCGCCUUCGACACGCUCGACAGCGCGUGCCAGGCCGCGCUGCGGCUGGCGGCGGCGCUGGGCCACCGCGCGGACGUCGCGUGCCUCGCCUACCUCUUCGACUACUUCUUCCCCGAGGACGCGGACGUCCGGGAGCGAGAGCAGCGGUCCGCGCUGACCUUCGAGGCGUCGCGGAGCUCGUUCGGCGACGUCUCCCGCGAGCUGCUGCGUUUAAAGUACGUCGUGGCCGACGGGAACGACGUCGUCUUCGUGAGCGAUUUGGCGCGGUCCGUGCUCUACCACCAGAUGGUCACGGCGGACCGGCGGAAGGUGCACCGCCAGAUCGUCUGCUGGCAGACGUUUCGGUUGGUCAAGAACGAGUCGUCGCCGGGUUUAGAAGGCGACGUCGCGUUCCACGCGCUCUGCAGCGACCAGCCGCUCCUCGCGUUCCACUUUUGCGUCCUCGCGUUCGGCGACGCCGUCCGCGACGGCCGCGUGGACGUCGCGCUGGGCUUCUGCGACGACUGCGCGCUGAUCUCGGAGAACCACGCGCUGCCGGCGGCGCUCUGCGCCUUCGCGCAGAUCGGGCUCAUGCGCGCGGCCGCGCGCGUCGCGGCGGGGGACUACGGCGGCGCAUUGGACGCCUUGGACGCGGUCGUCGAGGCGUCGGACUACGCGCCGCCGGCCUGCGCCUGGACGUGCUUCGCGCCGGCGUCGCCGGCCGUGCGGCGCCGGCGGCGCCACGGCGAUCUGGCCAGGGGCGCGCGCGCGCGGCCUGUCGCGCUGCCGUCCGGCGGCGCCGCGGCGGGCCCGCGCGACGACGCGGCGCUCGAGGCCUUCACGGCCGAGGCGUCGCGGGGGCCGGGCCUGAGCGCGCGGCGCCUGGGCCGCGCCGCCGACGCCCUGCGCCGGUCCCUGGAGCGGGCCAUCGCGCGCGCGGACCGCGACCGCGCGGGGCUGCGGCGCGCGUUCGCGCCGCUCCCCUCGUGCACAACUCAUCGCCCGCAACCCAAAGCACGGCCGAUGUCGGCCCUGACGAACUACGACCGCUUCGCCGGCAUCGGCGACGACGAGGAGGCGGAGGAGGCCGCGGCGCGGCCGCCGCGGCCCGUCGUGACGCGCCUCGACAACGCGUCGACGAUCACCAUCGGCGGCGGCGGCUGGUCCGCGGCGCCGACGCCGGCGCCCGCGCCGAAACCGAAGCCGGCGGGCGGCAUCGACUACAGCCGCUGGGACCAUCUCGACGACUCGGAGAGCGACGGCGAGCCCAACCGCUACAUCGAGGACGACGUCUUCCGCGAGCGGGAGGAGGAGUGGAAGGCCGAGGCCGCCGCGGCCGCGCCGACGCCCGCGCCCGUGUCGCGGGAGGUCGUCGCCGACGCGACGCUCGACGGCGGCCUGAUCCUCGACGCCGCGAGCGCGCCCGCGGUGGCCUGGGCCCAGACCGCGGACGACGUCGCGAUCCGCUUCAGGGUGGACGGCGCCGCCAAAGGCGCGGACGUGAAGCUCACCGUCGCCUACGACGGCGACGCCCGCGCCUGCGCGCUCUCCCUCGAGGCGCCGGGCGCGAGCCUUGGCGGCCUCCUCGCGCACGACGUCUGGUGCGAGGGCGACGACCGGCCGACGUUCAAGGUCUGCCUCAACGACGCGGAGGCGGCCGCGCUCAAGGAGCUCGACUGGGUCCUCGAGCCCGCGCGGGCCCCGCUCCCGGCGGGCGCCAAGUGCGUCGUGCUCUGCCUCAAGAAGCGGUCCUUCGCCGUCGACGUCGUCGCGUGGUGGCCGACGCUCUUCAGGAAGGACGCGGCGCCGGCGGGCCUCGCGCCCGAGACGCCGCGCGACACGCGGGCGCUCGCGGGCCGCGUGCGGCGCGGCGCCAAGACCGCGGGCGUCCAGGCGGCCUGGGACGGCGCCCACGCGGCCUUCCUCGACAAGGUCCAGGCCGGCCCGCCCGCGCCCGUCGACAUCGCGUAA
Aureococcus anophagefferens is the source of this 4047-nucleotide messenger RNA. RefSeq lists its product as hypothetical. Gene Ontology annotation, molecular function: adenylate cyclase activity. Gene Ontology annotation, cellular component: cytoplasm. The transcript is spliced from 2 exons. The record is from RefSeq and is a predicted model, not a curated record. Lineage: Eukaryota; Pelagophyceae; Pelagomonadales; Pelagomonadaceae. The coding region runs from base 1 to 4047 and encodes 1348 amino acids.